This is a messenger RNA of Ostrea edulis (European flat oyster), 4646 nucleotides long. RefSeq lists its product as uncharacterized. Lineage: Eukaryota; Metazoa; Mollusca; Bivalvia; Ostreida; Ostreidae. Gene Ontology annotation, biological process: cell surface receptor signaling pathway; G protein-coupled receptor signaling pathway. The transcript is spliced from 23 exons. The record is from RefSeq and is a predicted model, not a curated record. Gene Ontology annotation, molecular function: G protein-coupled receptor activity. The coding region runs from base 519 to 4001 and encodes 1160 amino acids. Gene Ontology annotation, cellular component: membrane.
AUACUGCGGUCGAAUUAAGUCAAUGCUUUACCGUCUUUGCUAUGUACAGUUUGAGGAUUUCCGUUAACAUGACAUUCUGCCUGUGAGUAAUAUUACAUAUUACGUAUUCCCGCACAAUUAAUUGAUGAACAUUAAAACCACUGGGAAUGUACAACUCAAUUACGAAAUUAAAGUCUGAAAUUGCUGAAAAAUCCAUGAAUAUUUGAUUUGCAAUCUCCAUUAUUGUUAGCGAUAUCUAUAAUGUUGUACAGCUAUUCAUAGAUUACUGAGUUUUAUUACAACAAUUUAUACGGAAUCAUCAACGAAAUGCCUCAUUUCUUCAAGCGAUCUUAUCAAGUCUGGAUGUGUCAUGAAAACAAAAAUUUAAAAACUUCUGACUUGACACGCUUCACUAAACACCAUGCUCGAGUUGUUCAACAGGACCUGUAAGGGGAAGCACGUCUGUUUGUGGAGUCCUCGUCAUUGUACACAUGGAAAACAAACCCACCUGAUGGACAACACGUGAUGUCAAUAUAGUUAUGGAGAUUGAUCUGUGGAUACCAGUGUUACUUUUAAUGUUAAACGGGAUUUACACACAAGGAACAUCGGUGUCUCUCCUUCAACAAACAUACUUCUUAUUUCCUGGAGAGAACGUCACUGUUUCUGUAAAUGUGACCUUUGAUCCUAAUGACGAAUAUGCCAUUACUUGGAUACGUAACAGCAACAACAUUUCUACCAAAAUCAGGAGUUUUGAAUUCCCUGAAAAGUAUUCUGGCGGUGAUAGGAGGAACCCUUCGUUAACGAUCCUGAAUGUAAAUGAAACCGACACUGGAAACUAUUCAAUCAGUGUUCUUGGUGGGAGGUCCUCAAACACUGCGGGGCCAGCGAGAGUGUAUGUUCUCACAAAAUCAGCCAUGACCCGAUAUGAAGAAAGUGCAAACAACUGUCCUGUUGACUGGGAAACUGUGUAUGAAAUAGAUACAAAGAAACGUCCAAUUAUCGCAGUCAAGGGCUGUGUUCUCAACAUGACGUCAUGGAGAGGGUCAUUUUACAAGGCUCAGCAAACCUGUCGGAUAUACAAGUCAGCGCUGUUACCUUUGUCUCCAAAAUUAUACCAAGAUUCAAUUAUUGAAGGUCCCUCAUUUGCAUAUCCAAAAUACAGUUUUUGGACCGGGACGUACGAUCGUUACGGUAGUCUUGUAACGGACGGCACGCCCCCACUUCACCUCGACAGCUUUGUCUCGAAUUACUUCGGAAGGAUAUAUGUUUCUGGUAACUGGACAGAGGACAGCCCACUCUGUAUCGGAUCCCAGAAUGCACUGCAAGAGCUACACAUUCGGAACUGCAAUGACAUACUUCCGUUUCUGUGUUACAAAAGAGCUGACGAUUUCACUUUUACUCGUGAUCUCAACAUUUGCCCCAGUGGUUGGAUUGGGGGAGUGGACAUGGAGUCCUGCUAUCUACUAAGGAAUGUUUCCUCUCGGGCUUUAUCUCGAUCAGAUGCUGUUCAGUUCUGCAGACAGAAAGGCGGAGAACUUCUACAGUUGAAAUUAGUAUCGGAUUGGCGAUUGGCUGUGAGAAUUCUUGGAUAUUAUCGUCUAAUAAAUACAUAUGUAUGGUAUAAUGAAUUGAGUGGAAUUGCCAACUGUCCAUCCCUGCAUCUGAAUGACAGAAUGACGAUGACUAGCAGAAACAACUGCAGCUUGACCUCUCAAGUGAUCUGUCAAACCGGCAGAAAAACUACCGAAUAUUCAUCAAAUGACGUUCAAAUUAUUUUCCAACCACCAACCACCACACCUAAUCCUAAUCCCAAUGCCAGCGCUCUAUACAAUGGAGGAGAAAUCACAUGCAUCUUCCCGACGCCCCACCUUGAAACUGACACAUACAGGUUAUACAAAGGAGGAAACUUACACAUACAGCUGAAGGAUUUCCAGACGAAUUACUCCACACCAAUCAUGAGUUGGAAUAAUGACGAUAACUCUGAUAUACUAAUUUUAUCAUCAGCGGCCAGUGAUAUAGAGAUCUAUACAUGUGAAGUUCAAAGAAAAGGAUUUGGAUAUUUGGCAUCGCAGGAGGUUUAUGCCAUUCCAAAUGGUAAGCGGGUGUUUGUGCUUCACGGAAGUGUUCGAUUGACUGGAAUCAUGGAACUAUCAGACGCCCUACUAUCAACUUACUGGGGCGGGAGCGGAUCGAACUGGUUUUCUCUUAUAUACUCGCAGAUUAGAGACUUAUUCAAUUUCGUCAGUUAUACACUAUUCAGGAACAGCGCUUUAAGAUUCAUUCGAAUCCAACAUGUGUCACUUAAAUAUGGCAACACUGUUGAUUUCCUUGUGGAUUACGUGGCGCCGUCGGAAGAAUGGAAACCAGCCAGAGAAAUGAAGGAGCUCUUAAGUAACAUCACUGAAACUGCAAAACUUGGAUUUCCGCAGAGGAGGAAGCGACAGGCGGGACCAGACGGAAUUGAUUAUAAGACAGUUGAAAUUCGUAGUGAAGAGAUCUGUACCAUUGGAUACAGUCCAGAUUUUCAAUCGAGUUUUACCUUUCAGGCAGUUGGAAACGGGUCCACAACUUAUUCCGAAAAUAUCUGUAUCACUGAUUUCGAGCCUUUGUUGACGGGCGUCUGUUACACCAGUACUGCCUCCCCGGCUGAGAUCCGUCACGUGUCAGUGAAUCCUAAUUGUCGUUUCCUUUUAGAUUCAAUAUUCACAAUGACGUCACUAAAAAAUUUAUCAGAGAUUUCUCUAGACACCAGCAACAUUGAGAGCAUUGCUGCCGAUGUCGCUAACCAUACUAGCAAUUCCUCGGAGCUUGAUGUUCCAGAUGUGGUCUACAUCGCAGUUAUACUACAAAAUAUUGCCAAAAUACCAUCAAUAUCUGUACAGACAUUGGAUGAUGUAUUGCAAACGUUUACGAACGUGUUGGAAGCCCCCGAGAGCAUACUAAAGACUGCUCAUGAUAUUGGCAGCAGUACAACAAGAAUAAUAGAGAGUGUGGAGACGAUUACGAGGAAUACAGCCUUUAACGGACCCCUGUAUCAGAACUUUCAGACGGGAUAUGCGGUAGCUGCUGUUGCUCCCGACGCUCCGUCCGUCGUAGGGAUUCAGGUAAAGAAGAAGGAUGGAAAUGCUGACUUGUCGAAUGAGACUGUCAAUCUCAUUACCGCGGAGGAAUAUUCAAAUUUAUCUACUGUAAACGCCGGGAUUGUCCUUCCGGAAGUCUCCGUUCAAGGAAACAAAACGAAAGCAUUCUUCACAGUUUACGAAAAUACGAAAUUGUUCCAAGUGAGGUCAAACAACAAGCGAUACGAGCUGAAUGGAAACGUGUGGUCAGCGACUCUCGUUACAGAGGGAAAAGUUGUCACGGACCUUGGAGGCAAAUUCGUCACCUCCGUAUAUAAGCCCAUAAAUGACACAGUAGAAUCGGUAUGUGGGUUUUGGAAUCACUCCUUGUAUGAUACUUCCGGUGGAUGGUCCACAAACGGCUGUCAGAAAACGGAAGUUAUGGAUGAUGGACGGGUCGUAUGUCAAUGUGACCACCUGACAAAUUUCGCCAUUCUUUUGGAUAUUAAAGGUCAAGAUGAUAUCAUUGACCCAGCCAACACCUUAGCCCUUUCUGUCAUUACCAUCAUCGGACUCAGUUUAUCUAUUAUAGGACUAGGGUUCACAGUCUUGUCAUUUAUCCUUUUCAAGCCGCUACGACAGGGAAGAGGACAACAAACCCUUCUGAACCUCGCUUUAGCGUUACUGUGUUCAAUGAUUAUAUUUUUGGCGGGAAUGGAACGCACGGAGAGUUACUAUGGUUGCAUAGCUGUGGCGGCGCUAAUGCACUACUUCCUGUUGGUAUCCUUCAUGUGGAUGUUAGUUGAGGGUUUUCUUCAGUAUCUAAGAUUUGUACGCGUCUUGGGUACUUACAUACCCAGAUUCAUGCUCAAGGCCUCCAUCCCAGCCUGGGGUUUGCCUCUGCUGCCGGUAAUCAUUGUUCUAGCAGUGGAUUAUGAUUUAUAUAAGGGAGGAACCUAUUAGAUUGAGCUGGACAUUUGGUAUAUUGGCUAUAGAGGACGCGAGAGUCGUGUUCAGUUACAUCUUUACCAUUCUAACAACGUUUCAGGGAUUCAUCAUCUUCAUCCUUUUCAUCGCCAGGGAAAAGAAACUGAGAUAUAACUGGAAAAAGUUAUGUUGCAAGAGAUUUGAAGGAAGGCAAAAGAAAUACAAGGCGACCAGUGACUCCUCGGGGAAUGCGCCAUUAAAAUUUAAUAAUGCUAGCUAUGACAGUCAUACGGCGUCCACCGAGUUAAAAUAAUACACAUUUUUUUCUUUAUAAUAUACGUUUGAUUAUUAUAUAUGAAUGUAAAACUCUUUGAAAGAUUUAAGAUUUUUCUCUGUAAAACGGAAAAGCUACACGUCAAGGGCUUGUUUGGAAGAUUUGAAAACACGUAAUGCUGAUGUAUAAGAAGGAUAGCAAGCCUCGGUUUGACUUCUUCGUUGGAUACGAUAUGACCGUCAAUCCUACGUAUAGAAUGAUAAAACAGAAAUUAACAGUUAUUUAUAGAAAUAACAUUUUCUAAUAUUUCAUUUUCUCUGUCAAAUGGCCACUGUACGUUACCUGUAUUUUGAAAUAUGCUAUAUACUUUCAUGUUGAUAAAAUGUUGAUAUUUCUUCCCAUAUUUA